AUGCUGCUCUUCCCCCCAGGACACAGCGGUAUCAACCAGUUGGGAGGAAUCUAUGUCAACGGACGGCCGUUACCAGACUCCACACGUCAGAAGAUCGUAGAACUGGCCCACAGUGGUGCUAGACCCUGCGAUAUUUCACGAAUCCUUCAGGUGUCUAACGGCUGCGUUUCCAAGAUCCUAGGCCGAUAUUACGAGACCGGGUCCAUUCGGCCCCGGGCCAUCGGUGGGAGCAAACCUCGAGUGGCAACUCCCGAUGUUGUGAGCAAUAUCGCCCAAUACAAAAGGGAAUGCCCUUCUAUUUUUGCCUGGGAGAUUCGAGAUAGAUUGUUAUCCGACGGGAUAUGCACUAACGACAACGUCCCAAGUGUAAGUGUGAAGAUUUUAUUAACAUCCCUGUAA
Molecule: messenger RNA, 399 nt
Organism: Limulus polyphemus (Atlantic horseshoe crab)
Lineage: Eukaryota; Metazoa; Arthropoda; Merostomata; Xiphosura; Limulidae
Product: paired box protein Pax-6-like
Exons: 1
Coding region: 1-399 (132 amino acids)
Biological process (GO): regulation of transcription by RNA polymerase II; anatomical structure development
Molecular function (GO): RNA polymerase II cis-regulatory region sequence-specific DNA binding; DNA-binding transcription factor activity, RNA polymerase II-specific
Source: RefSeq, a predicted model, not a curated record